AUGCGUCGGCGGCCGGGCUGGGUGCGCGGCGCGGCACCGCCGCAUUCGGCCGUGCGAGCCGCCAUCACGCAGGCGGAGGCCGUGGGCGUGUUCGUCGGCAUCAGCCUGUUCGCCGCCGGCGUGGCGCUCACCUUCACGGCCAUCCGCCGGCACGUGUUCCACGAUGCCGACAGCCUGGACACGGCGUUCGACGCCGGCGGCCACGUGUCGAUAGUCCUCUUCGCGGUGCUCUCCAUCCAGCUGAAGACGUACGCGCCCGGCGCCAAGACGUUCCUGCAGGUGAUCCACGCGCGCUUCGGCAACGCCGCCCACCUCGUGUACUGCGGUAUGGCUGCGCUAACCAGCACGCUGGUCAUGAUGAUGUUGCUGCUGGGCGGCACGGCCGUGCUGCGCGCGCUGGUGACAGGCCUAACCACCGAGAUGUCCGCCAUGCUGUUCGCCGCGUUGUUCGGCGGCUACACUCUCAUCGGCAGCCUCGGCGCCACCUUCUACGUCUCCUACUUCAACACAGCGUUGAUCUUUGCGCUGGUGCUGACGUUGGUGGUGGAGGUGUUCCACGGGAACGGGUCCGACCACGUCUUGGGCAGCGCCGACCGCAUGUACGAUCUGCUCAACUGCUGGCCGGCGCCGGCCGGCAACCGCGACUCCAGCUUCCUCACCUUCUACUCGAGCGGCGGCCUCAUCUUCGGCGUGGUGAACAUCCUCGGCAACUUCGGCACCGUUUUCUGCGACCAGUCGUACUGGCAGAGUGCCGUGGCGGCGCGACCGGCGCACGGCGUCUGGGGCUUCGUGCUGGGCGGGCUCACCUGGUUCGCCAUCCCGUUCACGAUGGCCACCACCAUGGGGUUGGCUUACGUAGCGCUGAGCGCGGCACAGGGCAGUCCACUGCUGUCGGACGGCGACGUGGCUGCCGGCCUGGUGGCUCCCGUCGUGGCGCAGGAGCUGCUCGGCCGCGCCGGCAUCUUCGCCAUUCUGCUGCUCGUCCUGAUGGCUGUCAUGUCCACGGGCUCGGCCGAGGUCAUCGCCGUCGCCUCCAUCAUCGUCUACGACGUGUUCCAGACGCACCUGCAGCCGUUCCGGGAUGACACAAGAGCGCGCCGCUCGGCCGCCGGCUCCGAGCGGCCGGCGUUCUCCUGCGCCGUGCACGGUCCGUAUCGCGCCUACCAAGAGCGCCUGCUCAGCUACAAGAGCUGGAGCGUGGUGUGGGUGUCGCUGCUGUCCGUGCCGCUCUGCCUGGUGGGGGCGGCCGUGCAGCUCAACUUGGAAUGGGUCUAUUACCUGACUGGCACGCUGAUCUCGUCGGCCGUCGUGCCCAUCGCGCUGGCGCUGCUCUGGGACCGCACCAGCACGACGGGCAUGCUCGGCGGCGCGCUGGGCGGCACCGCGUGCGGUCUCAUCGCGUGGCUGGCCGUGGCCUCCCAGGAGGAGGGUGGCCUGUCCGACUUCAUGGCCAGCACGGGCCGCCAGAUGCCCAUGCUGACCGGCAACCUGGUCUCGACCUGCGCCGGCGGCGUCUUCUGCACGGCGCUCUCGCUGCGUGACAGCUGGGGCACGUCGGCCGCUGAGCGCGCCGCCGUCUGGCUGUGCACGAGGGACAUCGACAACCCGCUGACGCCAGCUCAGGCGGUGCUUGAGGCUGUGCUGUACUGCGAUGCUCAGGCUGAGAUCCUAUCAAAACUUCCACCACUCGCGCUCUCCCGCUACGGGACACCACCGUCUCCGCUGAUUCACAUCCGGAGGUCCUAG
Messenger RNA from Pollicipes pollicipes, 1746 nucleotides. Its product is annotated as urea-proton symporter DUR3. Gene Ontology annotation, molecular function: urea transmembrane transporter activity. Lineage: Eukaryota; Metazoa; Arthropoda; Thecostraca; Pollicipedomorpha; Pollicipedidae. Gene Ontology annotation, biological process: urea transmembrane transport. Gene Ontology annotation, cellular component: plasma membrane. The coding region runs from base 1 to 1746 and encodes 581 amino acids. The transcript has 4 exons. The record is from RefSeq and is a predicted model, not a curated record.